Messenger RNA from Lynx canadensis (Canada lynx), 813 nucleotides. It is a transcript of the gene CALML4, whose product is annotated as calmodulin like 4. The record is from RefSeq and is a predicted model, not a curated record. Lineage: Eukaryota; Metazoa; Chordata; Mammalia; Carnivora; Felidae. Gene Ontology annotation, molecular function: calcium ion binding. The transcript has 5 exons. Gene Ontology annotation, cellular component: myosin II complex.
AUGGCAGCCGCGGAUUUAUUACUGGGGCCUCCACCCAGCUUGGCGGACUUUCGACUUGGAGCCGCGAGGAGAGGGACAGAACAGGAGGUUGUGGGAGCCGGGAGCCCACAGGCGACAGCCUGAGGCCCCUCGAUGGCCAAGUUUCUUUCCCAGGACCAAAUUAAUGAGUACAAGGAAUGCUUCUCCCUGUAUGACAAGCAGCAGUGGGGGAAGAUAAAAGCCACUGACCUCAUGGUGGUGAUGAGGUGCCUGGGGGCCAGCCCGACACCUGGAGAGGUGCAGCGGCACCUGCAGACUCACAGGAUCGACAGAAACGGGGAGCUGGAUUUCUCCACGUUCCUGACCAUUAUGCACACGCAAAUAAAACAAGAGGACCCAAAGAAAGAAAUCCUCUUGGCCAUGUUGAUGGCAGACAAGGAGAAGAAAGGCUACAUCAUGGCGUCCGAGCUGCGGUCAAAACUCAUGACACUGGGGGAGAAGCUCACGCACAAGGAAGUGGACGAUCUUUUCAGGGAAGCAGAGAUUGAACCAAAUGGCAAAGUGAAGUAUGAUGAAUUUAUCGACAAGAUCACCAUCCCUGUGCAGGACUACUGAGCGAAGAGGAUGUGAGGGAGCCUCCCCCUGGCCCUGGAGAUGCAGACUGAGGAGCUUCUGAAAGGAAAAGUGUUCCGUUCCCUCUGGGGAAAUGGUGAACAUGGCAGCGGGGUGACAUGACCCGACGGUACCAGAGGGUAGCUUGGCUCUGAGACAAAAGGAUCUCAGCCGUGGCAUCAGCAGGCCUUUAAUAAAAAGAUUUAUACUGAUUUUAAUAAC